This is a messenger RNA of Brenthis ino (lesser marbled fritillary), 609 nucleotides long. Lineage: Eukaryota; Metazoa; Arthropoda; Insecta; Lepidoptera; Nymphalidae. The record is from the annotation of a GenBank genome assembly.
AUGUUUGCUACCUACUGCCCACCACCUAAUUACCACCUAAUUAUCCAUAACAGCUCACUAAUCACAUUACAAUAUGAUGAACGAUAUGUAGUUUCUUUGAGCGACGUUGAUCGAGCUUGUGCCAAUACUUACUCGGAUACUGCCAGUAACGAUGAUCUUCUUGGAACUUGGUAUGAUGUUUUCAAAUUCGCACCAAAUUUAAACUUACCACCAAGUUCGUCUUGCCGAGAAAGUGUAGUGACUAGGGCUAACCAAUCUGAAGUACAGAGGUAUUCGGGAGCAUAUUACAGAUUGGACAACCCUUACUCUUUUAACGACAAUCCAGUACUGAUUAAUGAUAAUUUUUUUUUUGGUAUGUUGAUGGGAAAAACAGCAACGAGAUUUUAUGUUUCCGAUCCUAACACAACAUUUUACCGAGAAGAUAGUUAUGAAGCAAGAGUUUAUAGAAAAGUAAAUGACGAAUAUAUGCUGUAUCAAAGAUGUGAACUGAGAGGUAAUGAGAAGUGGCUGCUGUCUAAAAAGAGAAAUCCUUCUACGGCUGAAUUGAAUGAAGUUAUCAAAUCUAUAGAACCUGAAGUGAGAUAUUUCCAAACUCAAAGGUUUUGUCAU